Sipha flava (yellow sugarcane aphid) is the source of this 2040-nucleotide messenger RNA. Its product is annotated as TRAF-type zinc finger domain-containing protein 1-like. NCBI's taxonomy places the organism in Eukaryota, Metazoa, Arthropoda, Insecta, Hemiptera, Aphididae. The coding region runs from base 180 to 1832 and encodes 550 amino acids. The record is from RefSeq and is a predicted model, not a curated record. The transcript is spliced from 10 exons.
UAUAAAAUAUAUGUGUAAAUUAUGGAAAAAGUUGUAUUUGUGUAGCGCGUGUAGCCUUUUUAGCGUGCUUCAUAACGUUAAUUAAUCUGUUUAUUUGAUCCAAUCAUCAACGAAUACAACGAAUCGUCUUCUUAUAAUUAGUGAUUUCUCAGAUUAUUUAUUAAACCUUGAUCUACAAUAUGAACCCGAGCGAAAACAAGGAAGACAUCAAAUAUUGUUUCAAUUGCCGAAGAAAUAUCCCAAUCAGUAAUCAUGUUAUGCAUAUAGCAUACUGUCAUCGGAACCUGAAGCUUUGCAUUAAAUGUGAUGAACCAUUCUUAACUUCUGAAUUUGAAGAGCAUCAGAAAACCAUGCAUGCAGAUAUUUUUUGUGAUGCAUGUGCUGAAAAACUUGAAGCAUUAGAUUUAGAAUUACAUAAAUUACAUGACUGUCCAUAUCGUUUGGUAACCUGUAACUUUUGUGAAAUUGAUCUUAAAGCUUCAAUGUUACCUGCACAUAUAGAUAUGUGCAGUAGUCGCACAGAACGGUGUAAUGAUUGUGGACAAUUUAUCAUGCUCAAAUUCAUUGAUGUUCAUAAAGAAAGCCAUAAACUUAAAAAAAUUCCUAUUGUUGCAAAACCAAUAUUAGACAACAGUCCUGAAAGUUUAGCAGCUUAUCCUCCAUUAAUAAAAAAAGUGUCAAAAAUAGCACUUGAUGAAACUGCAAGAGCCACUACAAGGGCUACUAGUAUGCCUUCAUUAAGACUAAGUGGACCAAUUAUGACCAACCACAGGGUAUCAUCACCAGCCAAACAUAACAAUGAUCAACCACAAAUUAAUACACUAAACAACAAUGACAACACCCACAAAGAUCCAAAACAGAAUAUGUCUAUAGUAGACAUUACAAAUGAUGAUGAUGAGUUUUCUAUACUUGGUGCUCAUUCUAUUCAUAAUAAUCAGUCACCGAAUAUCAAUAAUGUUUCAACAAAUGAGUACAAUCAUUAUUCUGAUGAGUUGAGAGGUGUGCAACUGCCUUGCGAAUUCUGUCAAAAAAUGAUUGACUCUGAAAAUCUAGUUUUGCAUGAAACUGGAUGUCGUCCUGAUUUAGUUACAUUUCAUAAUGUGUUACGUACGAAAAAUAAAUGUACCAAUAACCAAAAUGAUAAUUUUCCUGUACCACCUUUGGAUCUUGACAGUAGUAGCAGUGAUAGUGAAAUUAACUUGAAUACAUUGAGUUUAAGCUCAGAUGAUGAUGACAAUAGUGAUAAAACAAAUGUAGAAAAAUUACCUUGUGAAUUUUGUGAAGAAUUGAUAUCUAUUAAAAAACUAAUAAAUCAUCAAAUAAGGUGUGAAAAAAUACAUUCAGAUUUGUCUAUAGUAAACAAUUUGGAUGAAGAAGUAUUUUUGCCUCCAUCAGAUAGUUUACCUUCUAAUUUCCCAAAUUCAGCUAUUAUUGAAUCUAACCGUAAUCUAUUCAAACAAACAUCAGCUAAUCAAUAUGAUAGAACAUUAAUGUACCCAGAUGCUUAUGCUCAAUCACCUGCAUCUUCAACAUAUGAGUCAUGUACAGCACCAAUGCUACCAAGAGUCAAGUUAAAUAAGCAAAUUUCUAAUAAACAGCUAUGGACUGAUAAUUGUUAUGUUAACAGUUCUGCUAGGAACAACUACGAACAAUUUUUAUCUAAUUCUAGAUUAAAUCGUCCAGAAUUGACCUUGGAAAGAAAUAAUUCUCAUUUAUUUUUAAAUCCAUCUGGUGGUGCUAUACCUAAACAAAAUAAUUCAAAAGCUAACUGUAAUAAGAGAGUAAUAAACAACUUAUCAAAACGUAGAGAUUCUAAUUCAUCAAGCGACUGAGUAAUAUUUCUGUUCUUACUGUUAACUAUACUUAAUUAUAAGAAGACUAUUCGGUUAAAUCUAAAUAAUUUAAGUUUUUUAUGAUGUUUUUCUUUAUUAAUUUUUUAUAUUAAGUGUUAAGUGCUGUAAUUAAUUAGUUUUGCAUUAUAGAUUGCAAACUAUUAUAUUCUGAUAUCCUAUAAAAUAAAUUUGUUUUACUAUGUUGUAU